AUGAGGUCCUCUGUUAUUGAAAUGAAGUUAAAAGUGUUAUCAUGGAAUGUGCGUGGCUUGUAUGAGAAGGAUAAACGCCUAGCAGUUAGGUCCCUGCUUCGCAACGUGAGAGCGGAUGUAAUAUGUUUGCAGGAAACGAAAAUGGAGGUGUUGGGUGGAGAUGUGGUAAGAGAGAUCUGGGGUGGUCGGUUUGUGGAAUGGUCAUAUUUACCAACUGUGGGUACGGCAGGAGGGGUUCUUCUAUGUUGGGAUAAUAGUGUGGUGGUGAAGAAGGAUGAGGAAGUAGGAGAGAGGGGCUCUUUUUUGGGAGAGUUGGGGGAUGUUGCACAUCAAUGGUGUGAGCCGUGGUGUGUGGGGGGUGAUUUGAAUAUGGUUCGAUGGUCGGUUGAGAAGAUGGGGAACACUAGGGUGAAUAGGUCCAUGUGGGCAUUCUCUGCAUUUACUGAUGAGUUGAAUUUGGUUGAUUUGCCUCUUCAGGGGGGGAAUUUCACUUGGUCUAAUGGCCACCAUAUGUCCCGAAUUGAUAGAUUUCUGGUCACUAGUGGUUGGGAGGAGCACUUUUCAGAGGUCGUUCAAAGUUGCUUACCACGUCCAGUCUCAGAUCAUUGGCCUAUUUUGCUUGACAGUGGCGGGGUUCGUAGUGGGCCGACGCCUUUUUGGUUCAAGAAUAUGUGGUUGCACUCGGAGGGCUUUUUAGAGAGGGUCCGUCGAUGGUGGAGUACGUAUAUAGUUAGUGGCACUCCUAGUUGCAUGUUGGCUCAGAAACUAAAACUUCUCAAAACAUAUUUGAAACUGUGGAAUAAGGAGACUUUUAGCCAGGUGGAAGUUCUAAAAGCGGAAGUGGUGGACAUUCUGCAGUCCUUAGAUGCGCAGGAAGUUUCUAGUGGGCUUUUAGGUGUGGAUGUGGCUAAAAAGGAGGCGGCCAAGUAG
Molecule: messenger RNA, 930 nt
Organism: Camellia sinensis
Lineage: Eukaryota; Viridiplantae; Streptophyta; Magnoliopsida; Ericales; Theaceae
Biological process (GO): DNA repair
Molecular function (GO): endonuclease activity; DNA binding
Source: RefSeq, a predicted model, not a curated record